Molecule: messenger RNA, 1416 nt
Organism: Olea europaea var. sylvestris
Lineage: Eukaryota; Viridiplantae; Streptophyta; Magnoliopsida; Lamiales; Oleaceae
Product: zinc finger MYM-type protein 1-like
Exons: 4
Coding region: 1-1416 (471 amino acids)
Molecular function (GO): protein dimerization activity
Source: RefSeq, a predicted model, not a curated record
AUGGAUGUUUGUUUGAGUAAUGCUCUCGAAAACCUUCAGUUAACAUCACCUAAAAUUCAAAAGGACAUUGUGAGUGCUAUUGCAUUUGAAACACUUGAUGUUAUUAUGAGGGAUAUUGGUGUUAGGUUAUUUUCCAUUCUUGUUGAUGAAUCUCGUGAUGUAUCAGUGAAGGAGCAAAUGUCUGUUGUUCUACGUUAUGUGAAUCAGAAAGGACAAGAUUAUAUUGAUCACUUAUUCUCUCGAUUUAACUUAAGUAUAUCUAGUUUAAGAGGUCAAGGUUAUGACGGGGCAAGCAACAUGCGAGAUGAGUACAAUGGUCUUAAAUCACUUAUUUUGAAAGAGAAUCCAAGUGCUUUUUAUAUACACUGUUUUGCUCAUCAACUACAAUUAGCUCUUGUAGCUGUGGCAAGCAAGCAUGCAGAAAUUGAAACAUUCUUUACUUUAGUGAAUAAAGUGGUAAAUGUUGUUGGUGGAUCGGCUAAGCAAUGUGAUCUUCUUCGAGAGAAGAAGAGGCUUGAAGUUGUUGAAUCAUUAAAUCUUGUUGAUGUCGUUGAGAUGAUUGCCACUGAUGAUACUAGUUGUGGAAAUUUGCAUCUCAUGAAAAAGGUAUUGGGUAUUUCAGAUGAAUUGUCGAAAUCAUUACAAAGAAGAGAUCAAGAUAUUGUCAAUGCUAUGAAAUUAGUGAAAAUAAGUAAAGAACGACUUCAAGCAACGAGGGACAAUGAAUGGGAAUCAUUUUUAAGAACAGUUUCCUGCUUUUGCGAAAGAUACAAUAUUGAUGUUCCCAAUAUGGACGAUAUGUUUAUACCUCUAGGCCGUUCACAGCGUAACACUCAAGAAAUUUCAAAUUUACAUCAUUUUCGUGUGGAUUUCUUCUAUGCUAUCAUCGAUAUGCAAAUUCAAGAGUUGAAUGAUCGUUUCUUUGAGGUAAAUAGUGACUUACUCCUUUGUGUUGCAUGCUUGUGUCCGGAUAAUUCAUUCUCUGCUUUCAACAAGGAUAAGUUAAUUCAAUUGUGUGAGUAUUAUCCCAAAGAUUUUAAACCAAUAGAGAUCUUGGCAUUUGAAGAGCAAAUUCAGACGUAUAUUAUUGAUAUGCGCUCUCACAAAGAUUUUGAAGGGUUACAAGGCCUUAAUGAUCUUGCAGAAACCUUGGUUGUGACGAAAAAACAUGAGGUGUACCCAUUAGUUUACAGGCUUGUAACAUUGGCGUUAAUUCUUCCAGUUGCAACUGCUACGGUAGAAAGAGUAUUUUCUGCUAUGAAGAUUGUCAAGAAUCGACUACGUAAUCGAAUGGGAGAUCAAUGGUUAAGUGAUAGUUUGGUUGCAUAUAUUGAAAGCGAUGUACUUGACAAUAUUGAUAACGAUGUAAUUAUACAACGUUUUCAAAGUAUGAAAACGCGUAGGCUACAAUUGUAG